Molecule: messenger RNA, 2130 nt
Organism: Haemonchus placei
Lineage: Eukaryota; Metazoa; Nematoda; Chromadorea; Rhabditida; Trichostrongylidae
Source: the annotation of a GenBank genome assembly
AUGAUCCAAUCAUGUGAUGAAGAGAGGAAGGAGAAGGAAAAAACGGCCUCACGAAAUAUUACCACACUUAUUCUCGACAUUUUAUUGUGCAGGGGAGAUGUGGAGACAGAGCGAACAGCCGAAUCUGAACCGAUAUCAGUGAAACAGUUGUUUCGAUUCGCCACUACACGAGACAUGUGUUUUAUAACAAUCGGGACUGUUUGCGCUCUCAUUGGAGGUGCUAUUCAACCUUUCGUUCUGAUCCUAGGUGGAUUUAUCACAACACUGUAUCUGGAGCCCAGUGAGAAAGUGGGAAACCAGCAGUUUUGGGAUGAUGUUAUGGUUCUGAUAAAUUGGCUCGGAAUUGCAGGCGUACUUGCUCUGAUAACAUCGUUUGUUCAGUCCUUCUUUCUCCAUCGUGGCAGCCUGAACGUGGUAAUUUCGCUUCGACGCCAGUAUUUGUCUGCUGUUCUACGUCAAGAUGCAACAUGGUUUGAUCAAAACACUUCGGGUGUCAUCAUAUCACAAUUGAAUGACAAUAUCGCUCGAAUUCAAGAUGGAAUGGGUGACAAGAUGGGUCUGCUGAUCCGAGGAUUUUCGAUGUUCUCCUCGUCAAUCAUAGCUUGUGGUAUCAUCAACUGGCAGAUCACUGUUAUUUCUAUCACUAUGGGGCCGAUAGCUGCAAUGACAAUGGCGAUGUUAGGAAAAGUGAAUUCUGCUAGCCUAGGCAAAGCAAUGAAGUUACUGUCAGAUGCUGCUUCUAUAGCUGAAGAAUCAGUGAUGAACGUGAAUUCUGCUAGCCUAGGCAAAGCAAUGAAGUUACUGUCAGAUGCUGCUUCUAUAGCUGAAGAAUCAGUGAUGAACGUGAAAACUGUGCAGUCGUGUAACGGACAGAAACAUAUGGUGAAGAAAUAUCAAUCAGCUCUAAGGCGUGCUCUCCCGUAUUCCAUUCGCAACCACUUCUGGAUGGGCUUUUUUGAAGGGCUAUCAUUCUUCCAGAUUUACGUGGUCAUUGGAGUUUCUCUUUGGUUCGGGUGUUAUGGUUAUUUCCAUGGUUUUGUUCGUGAACGUGGUGAUGUACUUCUCUGUGUGGGCACAAUUUCGCUAACCGCCUAUUACUUGGGAAUGCUUGGACCUCACAUGAUGGCUUUGUUGAAGGCAAGAGUAGCGGCUGCUGCCAUUUACGAUAUAAUCGACAGGAUGCCUCCUAUACAUCGGAAGAAAGGUCUCAGAAAGGACGUUGUGGCAGGACAUAUUGCCUUCAAAGAUGUCUACUUCUCAUAUUUAACAAGAAACCAGCCAGUCCUGAAUGGCUUCUCGUGUGAAGUUCAAAGCGGGGAAACAAUCGCGCUUGUUGGUGCAAGUGGAUCCGGUAAAAGCACAUUGGUUAGUCUUCUCAGUCGGCUCUAUGAAGUGGACGACGGUAAAAUCACCAUUGAUGGUGUGCCUCUGUGUGAGUAUGAUGUGAAAGCAUUGAGAAAGAGAAUCGGGAUAGUUCAGCAAGAACCGUAUCUAUUCAACGGUACAGUAAAGGAGAACAUAUCGUUGGGACGGGAAGGUAUUGACGAUGAAAAAAUCAGGCAAGCUGCCGAUGUGGCCGACGUUACCGAAUUUGUUGACCAUCUCGAAAAGUUUUACCUAUUUUCCUUUUUCUGUCUGGGAAUCUUUCAAUUAACCAAGAAAGAUCCUUCCGAACAUCAAACACAACAGGGUUUCGACACUUACUUGGGUCCUGGUGGCGCGACAUUGUCUGGAGGUCAGAAGCAACGAAUCGCCAUCGCUCGAGCCAUUAGAGAUCCUUCCGAACAUCAAUCACAACAGGGAUUCGACACUUACUUGGGUCCUGGUGGCGCGACUUUGUCUGGAGGUCAGAAGCAACGAAUCGCCAUCGCUCGAGCCAUUGUCACUGAUCCUCGGAUUCUUUUCUUGGAUGAAGCUACCAGUGCCCUAGAUGCCAAGUGUGAGAAAGUUGUUCAGGUGGCUUUGAAUGAAGCGGCAAAAGGAAGAACAACCAUCGUCAUAGCACAUCGUUUGAGUACUGUUCGUGAUGUCAAGAAAAUAUAUGUCAUGGAAAAGGGAAAAGUGGUUGAGACAGGUAAGAGAAGGCUAUAUCAUUACUCGGUUACUAAUUUUUCAUUCCGAUUAAUAUAA